Pelmatolapia mariae (spotted tilapia) is the source of this 1609-nucleotide messenger RNA. RefSeq names its product vasoactive intestinal polypeptide receptor-like. The coding region runs from base 4 to 1269 and encodes 421 amino acids. Gene Ontology annotation, molecular function: peptide hormone binding; secretin receptor activity; G protein-coupled peptide receptor activity. Gene Ontology annotation, biological process: adenylate cyclase-modulating G protein-coupled receptor signaling pathway; cell surface receptor signaling pathway. The record is from RefSeq and is a predicted model, not a curated record. Lineage: Eukaryota; Metazoa; Chordata; Actinopteri; Cichliformes; Cichlidae. Gene Ontology annotation, cellular component: plasma membrane. The transcript is spliced from 12 exons.
CUUAUGAGAGAGGAAGAAAAGUGCAUGAAAGAUUUGCUACUUUCAACAUCACACAAAACAGCUGAAAAUAACAGCGUACACUGCAAGGGAAUGUGGGACGACUUGAACUGCUGGCCACCGGCUUUUCUUGGGGAAACUGUUUCACAACCUUGUCCAGAGUUUUUUAAUUCAGGAGGUAAAGUGCAUCGCAACUGCACAAACAAUGGCUGGACAGACCUGCUCAUUCCACACGAAGAUGCUUGUGGCUACUCUUUCAAUGAAAGUCUGUCAUUUCUUGGAGAGUCCUCAGACAGCCACUUGUAUUUCUCCUAUGUGAAGACAAUGUACACAGUUGGAUACACAAUUUCCCUCAUCUCUCUCAUCAUUGCCAUCACCAUAUUCUGUGUGUUUAGGAAACUUCAUUGUACCAGGAACUACAUUCACAUUCAACUAUUCAUUUCCUUCAGCCUGAGAGCCAUCUUCAUCUUCAUCCGAGAUGCUCUGCUCUUUACAGAUGAAGAGAUUUAUCACUGUGACUACUAUCCGGCGCCGUGUAAGGUCGUGCUGAUGUUUUCCAACUACUCCAUCCUUGCAAACUACAGCUGGCUGCUGGUGGAGGGCCACUUCCUGUACACCCUUGUUAACCGCUCCUUCUUCUCCCUGAAGAAACAUCUGGCCUGGUACAUCGUCCUCAGCUGGGGUUUGCCACUGAUUGUGAUCAUCUCCUGGGGUUGUGCAAAAUAUUUUUAUGAAGAUGAAGGAUGCUGGGAAACCAGGAGGCAUGAAUGGAUUUGGUGGAUACUUCGAGUGCCAGUUCUUCUAACUAUAUCUAUGAACCUCAUCUUUUUCAUGGGGAUUUUGAGGAUACUGGUGAGCAAACUCAGAAUGCCAGAUGCACAGAGAAACGAAUUAAGCCAGUAUAAGAGGCUGAUCAAAUCCACGUUUUUUCUGGUGGCUCUGUUUGGCGUGCAUUACAUCUUGUUCGUGUUCUUGCCCGUUGAAGUCAGCAGCUCUAUGUUUAAGAUCUGGACCUUUGUAGAGCUGGCUCUGUCAUCCACUCAGGGCUUUGUGGUCGCUGUCCUCUACUGCUUUGUGAACGGAGAGGUGCAGCAUGAAUUUCUAAGGCGGUGGAGGAGAUGGAGGCUGACUCAGCACCUGCCCACCAGACGCAGCCAGCGUCACGGCUCCAUCAGCCACAGCGGGACCCCUCACACCCAGGUGUCCCUGCUGCCCUGCUCUCCAGGCAGCCUGUCGACAAGUGGGCUCCCUGUGGACACCGUGGAGAUGUGACUCAAGCUGGGAUCAGCUCAUUUUCUCGCUCGUCUCAUCCAUAGCAUGACGGACUCUCACUUAGUGCCGACAGUCGACAGCUUGGCUGCUUAAAACAGCAUCGGACGCUUUGUUUGGAGAUUUAAAGUACUGACAGGAAGAUUUUAGGAGUCGGUGAACAAAAAGCUACUUUCUCUAAUCACUUUCUGCAAAAUGUAGCUACCCUCUGUUACCCUGGCAACCUGUCCAGGGUGUACGUUUAAUAAGCUCUUUUAAAAAAAAAUGGAUGUAACAUUGUAACUAAGCUUUAAUUUUACUAGUGGGUGUGUUGAAGUUUUCUUUUAUGUUUUUUAUUGUCCUA